Brenthis ino (lesser marbled fritillary) is the source of this 981-nucleotide messenger RNA. The record is from the annotation of a GenBank genome assembly. Lineage: Eukaryota; Metazoa; Arthropoda; Insecta; Lepidoptera; Nymphalidae.
AUGGAUAACUUAGAAAAUAAUGCGUGGGUAUUCGAUUCUCUUGUGGGCUUUUUACAUGGUCCAGUAUGGAAUAUACCUUUACAAACAUUUAUCGAAGAAAAAUCACUUCCUUUUGAACCUACUGAUGAUGGAGAAGUACUUGAACGACCAGAAUACAAAAAGAUACAUGAAGAGUACCGUAACUUGGUGGACGUAAUGCUGGGUUCCUUUAUGGAAGAUAUCGGCAUAACGGCCGAUCAAUUUGAAGCAGCGUGCCGUCUCUCAGCACAAGAUCUAGCUGGACUACCCGCGUAUUUCCAUAAACGUCUCUUUGAACAAAUUUGGGCUGCUAACGACUACGAAAUGUUCGUUAAAAUGAUGACACAUAAAAAUGUUGAAUUACAAUUACAGGCAUUGGAGCUCAUUGAGAAGCGAUUUGGGACAAUGCCUAAUAUCUUUUCUUCGGAACCUGAUGAUCUAAACUCGACGCCUAGUGAUGGAGAUUCAGAUUGGCCAGAUUGCGAUGAUGUAAUGACUGAAAUAAAGAAGUUACAAUUAGAAGACAUCGAUGAAAAGAACGAAAUAGUUAAAGUACCCCCAGAAGAAGUAGUGGCGGAGAAACAAACUUUGAUAUCAAAGCUACAACAAAUUGAUAAAAAAGAAGAAAUUGUAGAUAUUAAAAAGGAAAAGAUAGUAAAAGAAGAAAUACCAGUAGUGGUGAAAAAAUUAGAGGUAAGCGAUGAAGAAAUUCGUGCUCGACAAGAAUAUUUAAAACAACAACGCGAUAAAUUGCUAAGUCUAAAGAAGCAGGUACGCGAGAAACGUCUAGGUGCUGCACAAAAUGAUGAUGAAUCUACAGGUUCUCAAACGUCAAGGCCGAGAUCAGCGCGUAUAGCUCAAGCUGCACUCGCGGGCACAACACUCGCGCCUCCCCCCGACGCAAUUCAACUACGAAGAGCUCUCGCUUCUAAGUUAAAAACCGAAGUAGUUGAUAUUAAACAU